Messenger RNA from Diceros bicornis minor, 1678 nucleotides. RefSeq names its product zinc finger and SCAN domain containing 9 (gene ZSCAN9). Gene Ontology annotation, molecular function: DNA-binding transcription factor activity, RNA polymerase II-specific; RNA polymerase II cis-regulatory region sequence-specific DNA binding. The coding region runs from base 166 to 1350 and encodes 394 amino acids. The transcript has 4 exons. The record is from RefSeq and is a predicted model, not a curated record. Lineage: Eukaryota; Metazoa; Chordata; Mammalia; Perissodactyla; Rhinocerotidae. Gene Ontology annotation, biological process: regulation of transcription by RNA polymerase II.
GUUCCCGCGGGCGCGCUCCUUCCCACGCCGUUGCCCCUCUCCCUGCUCGCUGCCUCCCGGUUUCGUGAGUCCGCCGCUGCAAGCCGGGGUGAGGAGGGAGACUUCAAAGGUGUUUCUGAAACAAGCUCCAGCUGGAGGGUGCCUUUUAAGCUGUUUGAGGUCAAGAUGAAUACAGACUCAAAGAAGAUUUUAUCCUUGGAUGUUCAAACUCCUGAGGUAUGGGAAGAACUUCUGACAGUGAAAAUGGAGGCAGAAAGUCACCUCCAAACGCAGGAAUCCAGACUGAAACGCAAUAAUCCAUUGGCAAGGGAAAUUUUCCGAAGGCGCUUUCGGCAGCUCUGCUACCAGGAGACCCCUGGACCAAGGGAGGCUCUUACGCAACUCCGGGAAUUUUGCUACCAGUGGUUGAGACCACAUGUGAGCACGAAAGAGCAGAUUUUGGAUCUGCUGGUGCUGGAGCAGUUUCUGUCCAUCCUGCCCAAGGAGCUGCAGGGCUGGGUGCGGGAACACUGUCCGGAGAGUGGGGAAGAGGCUGUGAUUUUGCUGGAGGAUCUGGAGAGAGAGCUGGAUGAACCACAAUAUGAGAUGGUAGCCCUCAGACAGGGGCAAGAAGACCUCUCUACAGAGACAGUGCCUCUCGGAGAGCACACAUCACUGAGCCUUCAGUCUCAGCCUAAGGAGCCCCAGUUCACAUGUGACUCUGCUCAGGAGUCCCACUCAAUUGGAGAGACAGAUGAAAUGACCAACACUGAGGACAGAGAGUUGGUGCUAAGGAAAGACUGUCCUAAGAUAGUGGAGCCACAUGGGAAGAUAUUUUAUGGACACAUCUGGGAGGUAUCACACCAGGGUCCCCAACAUGGAGAAGUUGGUGGACAUAGGGAUCAGAUAGAGGGGCAGUGGGGAAGCCCCUUAGGAGAGGGGCAGCACAAAUGUGAUGAAUGUGGGAAGAGCUUUGCUCAGAGCUCAGGUCUCAUUCGACAUCAAAGAAUUCACACUGGAGAAAGACCCUAUGAGUGUAAUGAGUGUGGGAAGACCUUCAGUCGGAGUUCUGGUCUUUUUAAUCACCGAGGAAUCCACAAUAUCCAGAAACGGUACCACUGUAAGGAGUGUGGGAAGGCCUUCAGUCAGAGUGCGGGUCUUAUCCAGCAUCAGAGAAUCCACAAGGGAGAAAAGCCCUAUCAGUGCGGCCAGUGUGGUAGGAGCUAUAGUCGGCGUUCGUUUCUCAUUGAGCAUCAGAGAAGCCACACCGGGGAGCGCCCUCACCAGUGCAACGACUGCGGGAAGAGCUUUAAUCGCCACUGCAACCUCAUCCGCCAUCAGAAGAUCCACACCGUGGCUGAGCUGGUCUAGUCCUUGCUAUGUGCAAGUUUUCCAGAUCAUUGGCCAAGUCGAGUCGGGUAGCUUAAGACUACAAAAGGCCUUUCUUCCUGUCUCUGCUAAAUGUGUUUUGGAACAAAUGCUGACCUCUGGUCUGAGGACAUCCAAGAAGGAAUGUUCGGGUUUUUGAAGCUGCUGCUUUCCCUUUGGUUCCUUUACUCCUUCCCAGUUCUGACUACUCCCCUCCCCCUUAUUUAUUCUCUUUGAGAUGGCUGCUAAACCUUCCUAAUAAUGUAAUAAAUGGUACUGCUAUAGCCAACUUGCCUGGAAGAUCUGUAUCUGUGUUUAAUUCUUAAAGAUC